Molecule: messenger RNA, 1596 nt
Organism: Lathyrus sativus (Indian pea)
Lineage: Eukaryota; Viridiplantae; Streptophyta; Magnoliopsida; Fabales; Fabaceae
Source: the annotation of a GenBank genome assembly
AUGGAACACUCUGAAAUCGAUUUUGCUGCUGAUGCUGCUUCCAACGCCGAAGAACCACGAAACGGUUCUGAGGAUCAUUCUCCACCGUCAGAUCUCAAUCUUACGGUUAACGAAGAUGAUGCUUCACUUGCUGUAGAGCUUCAUGAGAAGUUGGAUUUGAAGGUUGAAGAUGAAGAAGGGACUACUGAAACUGAGGUUAAAGUUUCCGGUGAAGAAUCUGUUAAGGAUGAAAAUAAAGAAUCUGUUGAAGAUGUAGUGUCUGUUAAGGGGGAAGAAAGGGUUGAUGGAGAUAGCAAGGGUUGGGAUACUAAUAGUUGGAAUGAGAAUGUGAAUGAAGAGCUUGGUGGUGGUAGAGAUGGUGUUGGUUAUGGUUAUGGCUAUGGUGAUGGUGAUGAUGGUUAUGGCGGUGGCUAUGAUGCUGGUUAUGGUUAUGGUGAUGGAGGUGAAAAGAAGGGAGAUAGCGGGGAUGAUUAUGGCGGUGGUUAUGGGGAUGGAUAUGAUGCUGUUUAUGGUUAUGGUGAUGGAGUUGAAAAGAAAGAAGGUAACAUCAGUGAUGGAAAUCACCAGUUUCCUUUGAGGCCUGAAGCUGAAGAUUGUUCGUUUUACAUGAAGACUGGGAGUUGCAAGUUUGGAAUAAACUGCAAGUUUAAUCACCCCAUUAGGAGGAAAAACCAGGCUGUAAGGGAGAAGGUGCGAGAAAGAGAAGAGCCUGCAGAGAACUCAGGACAGACAGAAUGCAAGUAUUAUCAAAGGUCUGGGGGUUGUAAGUUUGGAAAAGCUUGUAAGUUCAACCACACAAGAGGGUAUGCAGCACCAAUUUCAGAACUUAACUUUCUCGGGUUACCUAUUCGUCUGGGAGAGAGAGAGUGCCCCUAUUACAUGCGCACUGGCUCUUGUAAGUUUGGAUCAAACUGUAGGUUUAAUCAUCCUGAUCCUACAACUGUGGGAGGAAGUGAUCCUCAAUCAGGGUAUGGUAAUGGAGGGUCUGUUCCAUUACGAGGUGUAUCCCAACAAUCUGCCUCUUCAUGGUCUUCAUCAAGAAAGUUAAACGAAGCACCUUAUGUGCCACUGAUGAUUACGCCUACUCAAGGACUUGCUCCUCAAAGUCCUGAUUGGAAUGGAUAUCAGGCGCCUGUCUACUUAUCUGAGAGGAUCAUGCAUCCAUCUUCUACAUAUGUCAUGAACAACCCAACAGUUGAAACAAAUGUGUAUGUGCCUCAUCAAAAGCAGAUGCCAUUUGAAGUGUUUCCAGAAAGGCCUGGUGAACCUGAAUGCAGCUUCUUCUUAAAAACUGGGGAUUGCAAGUUCAAGUCUAAUUGUAAAUUUCACCAUCCAAAGAAUAGGACUGCGAGAUUGCCUCCUUGCAACCUCAGUGACAAGGGUUUGCCUUUGAGACCUGACCAGAGUGUCUGCUCGCACUAUAGUCGUUAUGGAAUUUGCAAAUUUGGACCAGCUUGUAGAUUUGAUCACCCAGAAAGCGCACUUCCCUUGAUGAUGCCUGGACUCGGACAGCAAUCCUAUGCAAACCCGGCUAAUGCUCAGAUGGGUGGGAUGGGUGGAAGUGCAGGUGACGUGACAAUUCAGCAAUCUGUGUAA